CUGCAAUGACCAGCUACGAAAUUAAAGUGAAGACAGGGGAUAGACUGGGAGCGGGUACAGAUGCCAACGUAGAGAUUGUUCUACUGGGGAGCUGUGGGAAGAAAACAAAGUCGGCCAAUCUUGAUUGUUGGUAUAGAAAUGACUUUGAGCGAGGCAAGACCGAUGUCUUUACCAUAAAAGAUAAGACAGAUAUUCCUGAAAUAAAUGAAAUCAAGUUGCGAAGGGACAAAGCGGGCAUGUUCAGCGAUUGGUUUGUUGAAAAAAUUGAAGUAACCAAUCAGAGGAGCGGAAAGACUAGUGUUUUCCCAAUACUUCGGUGGAUUCGCCCUGACGUUGAUUUCUAUGUUGGACGAUAUGAUGUCUCUUUGCCACAGUUUGAUCCUCGGCCGCAACAGCGCAGUGCUGAGUUGGAUGAGAAAAGGAAGCUCUACGAGUAUGAGGAGAAAGCACCAGGAUUACCCAUGCAGGUUAAAAAUGUUCCUGAGGAUGAAAACUUCUCUUUUUCUCAUAAGUUUGAUCUGCAUCGAAGAAUAUCCAGUGUGGUGGUUAGUAGAAGAUUGGAUAUUAUUUUUGGCGAUGGAUCAUGGGAAACUUUAGACGACUUGACAGGUGUCUACUCAAAAACAUUUGGAGAGCCAAAGGACUUGAAGGAUUGGGAGUGUGAUGUAAAUUUUGGAUGGCAACGAUUGAACAGUGUCAACCCCAAUCUGAUUCGGCUCUGUACACAUAUACCAGACAAAUUUGGGGUGACCGAGGAAAUGAUCAAACCUUUUCUAGAUGGAUUGACUUUGUCCCAAGCCAUCAGUGACAAACGUCUAUUCAUCAUUGAUCUAGAAAUACUGGAUGGGAUUUCUCUAGUCGAUGGUUAUGUUUGUCCGACUCCCAUCGCUCUCUUCUUCGUCAACUGCAAAAAUCAACUAUUGCCAGUUGCGAUACAACUUUUUCAACAGAAGGGAUGUGACAACCCAGUGUUUCUGCCCAGUGAUCCACCAUAUACAUGGUUGAUGGCCAAAAUGUGGUACAAUGUAGGGGACUCAAAUUAUCACCAAGCGGUAACUCAUCUAGGUUUCACACAUCUACUAAUGGAAGGUGUGUGUGUAGCAGCGAAUAGAUGUCUAUCUCCUUCCCAUCCCAUGUUUAAGCUGUUAGCUCCACAUUUUCUGUACAUUAUUCCAAUCAAUGCUUUCGCUCGUACCAUCCUUCUGGCUGAGGGAAGGUGGAUUGAAACAGCAAUGGUGCUUGGAAUCAAGGGAACAGUGGAGCUUGGCGCAAAAGGGAUAAGUUCUUGGAGAAUGGAUGUAGAAGGAACCUAUCCAGAAUUUUUGAAAGAAAGAGGGAUAUAUUGCAAGGAUGGAAAAAUUCUACCACAAUUCUACCAGCGUGACGAUAGUCUUGACCUGUAUGAUGCCAUCCGAAAUUACGUCACCAAAUAUGUCCAUCUCUACUAUGACACACUUGAUAAAAUCAACAAUGAUCCUGAAAUUCAAAACUUUGGACGUGAAUUAUCAAUGCCUAAGUCCGAAGGAGGUUGCGGAAUUUUGGGCGUUCCAUUCAAAGACGGGAAGUUCAAUUCAUCAGAGGACUUGAUACUUGUGUUCACUUUCGUUAUUUACACCUGUAGUGUAGUACAUGCUGCUAUCAACUUUCCUCAGUACGAUUCAUACGGAUUUCCCCCGAACUAUCCAACCAAAAUCAAAGGAUCACCCCCUAAGGAUAAGAAGCCAUUGCAGGAAAAGGAAGUUGUGAGGGCUCUACUAGAUAGGGCCUCCUCUCUGCAUACUAUGGUUGUCAUGACAGUUCUGAGUGAACGAAGUACUAACGCUCUCGGUGACUUUGAAGUGAACUAUAUUUAUGACCCACCUGCAGUAGCGAUUGUGGAAGAAUUCAAAAAAGAUUUGAAAAACAUUAGUGUAAAGAUUCAUAAAAGAAACGAGAAGUUGGAGAGAGGGUAUGAAUAUCUUCUGCCAGAGGAAGUCCCGAAUUCCAUCAGCAUUUGAUUUUAUUCUACGAGAAAUUUCAAAGUGUCAUAUAUGAACUCUUAUCUGUAUUUUUGUACAUUCAUUUUGCAAACAAAUUGCUUAGUCAUAUUUUCGAAAUUUAAAUAGUAUCUCUUUACAUAUCUUUAAGAGACAUCUUACU
This is a messenger RNA of Saccostrea cuccullata (small rock oyster), 2139 nucleotides long. Its product is annotated as polyunsaturated fatty acid 5-lipoxygenase-like. Gene Ontology annotation, biological process: lipid oxidation. Gene Ontology annotation, molecular function: protein binding; oxidoreductase activity, acting on single donors with incorporation of molecular oxygen, incorporation of two atoms of oxygen; metal ion binding. Lineage: Eukaryota; Metazoa; Mollusca; Bivalvia; Ostreida; Ostreidae. The transcript has 15 exons. Bases 6 to 1997 code for a protein of 663 amino acids. The record is from RefSeq and is a predicted model, not a curated record.